Messenger RNA from Colletotrichum godetiae, 910 nucleotides. RefSeq lists its product as uncharacterized. The transcript has a single exon. The coding region runs from base 256 to 867 and encodes 203 amino acids. Lineage: Eukaryota; Fungi; Ascomycota; Sordariomycetes; Glomerellales; Glomerellaceae. The record is from RefSeq and is a predicted model, not a curated record.
CGGCGGUGCCGGACAGGGGUCGAGCUCGGACCUGGCCACGGCUGCACCUGACUACCACGCUAGAAUCCGGUGGUUCGGAUCCAUUUACACUACCUAUCGAUCGUUAGCUUUGGCAGCCAAGAGGACGGGCAUUUGGAAUGGGGGAAGAGACAACGAUCGUGCGUGCACGACGCCAUAAUCAUCAGCCAACACCAAAGACGCGGGUCGACGUCGCCACACAAGAGCCUUGCGACUCACGUGUCCCGAGAACUCGGGAUGGGCUGGGGAUGGCCUGGUUGCUGGGAUGGACGUGCAGCGUACCGUAGCCUGUGCUUUUCUUGUGUUCAUGGCAGCCCCAUGCGAGCCAAACAGCGGACGAACUUCAGGUCUGAGUCAAGACCACCUGAUGAACAUCGUGUGAGUUCCCGGCCCAGGCUGUGUCAGCGAGUCUUCAGCAGAAAUCUUGGAGGUGAUUUUAUUCCUUGGGAGUAUCCACAAGGGGUAGCAAGGGUGUUUAAUGAUACGUUCUCCGCAGUGGAGAGAGACUCUGGAAGUUCGUGGUUUGCUGGAGAGAAAAAUCCUUCCGAGCGGAGACCGACACCGUGCCCGCGUCCGGAGACCCCGUGGAGUGACAGAGUUUGCGGUGCGGUGACAAUCUGUCGGUCUAUUCGUACCGGUCUGGCGGUUUGUAAGCUUGUUCGUAUCUGUAGUUCAAGUUUCGAGACGAACGGUGCGUCAGAGAUCAGGCGGCCGGCGAAAACGCGGUCGUUUUACCAGUUUCCCAUGGGGAAGAACAAAGAGGAGCUCUGGAGAGAAGCACGAGGGCGGUGGGCUGGGGAAAAAGAAUCGAGACCAAGCCCAAACUCGGCCGAAAGCCGAGGCGAUUGAAGCACUGAAGCAGGCAAGGCAAGGCGAUGCGCCAGUGUUAACA